Molecule: messenger RNA, 2250 nt
Organism: Lineus longissimus
Lineage: Eukaryota; Metazoa; Nemertea; Pilidiophora; Heteronemertea; Lineidae
Product: GPI transamidase component PIG-S-like
Exons: 12
Coding region: 151-1683 (510 amino acids)
Biological process (GO): attachment of GPI anchor to protein
Cellular component (GO): GPI-anchor transamidase complex
Source: RefSeq, a predicted model, not a curated record
UGCCUCAACCAGCACCAACAUCCCAAUGAAAAUAUAUUGUUCAUGUAGAGUUUAGUAUGCAGAUUAGAAAAGGCAACCCAGGCCUAUGCUGCCUUAGCGGUUGGUUUUGUGUGCCUGGCUGUCGGUUUACCACUCUGGUGGAAGACUACCAUGGUUUAUAGAGUCAGUCUUCCAUACAGUGAAAUAUCUGAUCUGUCACACAGAUUUGUGGUCUACUCUGUCCAUAUUCAUGUCAUCUCUCUUGAUGACUCCAUAGAGAAAGGGCAUUUGACUGCUUUGGGAGAGAGUCUUGGACAUGCCCUCAACAGAUUAGGCACAGGAGGCAGUGGCCUGGAGGCCAAAUACCACAGCUCAGCAAGGCCAGCUCAUGAUGAUGAAAAACAAGAUUAUGUCCAUGCCAGAACUGUGGCAGAUUUUGAUGACAAGUUAGCUUACUCCAAUGUGCUCGGAGAGCAUGGGAAAUUCUACAUGUAUAUAUUGCCCAAAAAGAGUCAUUUGGAUGUUGGCAAGGGUUUUGUGGGAAGAAGAAGGAAUUCUUACUUCAAGACUGAAGAUUUUUCUUCCCUGACCGUAAAAAUUACAAAAUUGAUAAAAGAGGUGUUUGUUAGGGAAGAAACAAUCGCAAGAGCUUAUAAAAGUGAGAAGGGGGUGCUCCACCUGAAGACAGAUAAAGACAGCAUGAGAGCAACAAAAUCAAAUCCUAAUUAUGAUGUCACAUUCACAAUGCUGAACCCUCAACCUGAUAUUAUGGAUGUCAGGUGGGCAGUACAGCAAGAAAUUGACACUUACAUGGGGCCAUUUAUCAAGACGUUGUCUGACUUCAUUGGUAUCACAAUCAAGUCUCAGAUUCUGCACUAUACGCAAGUGACAUUCCGACCUCACCGUGAUGAUGGAAAAGGAGAAUAUUACCUAAAGCAAGAUGAUAUUCCUGGAUUGAUCAACCCGAUUGAGAGAGAAAUCACUUCCUUUGUGUCAAACAAUCCAAACAUCAACUUUGUGAUCUACAUCCCAACUCGGAGUAAGUCUCCUCUGUACUUCCGUGAUCAGAAGGGCAAGAACCUCCCAACCAAUGCUAUCCUCAGUCCUCGAUGGGGAGGUCUCAUUAUCAAGAAUAUACCCAGUCCGUCCAACACCACCAAACUGCCUGCCCUCGUCAACUUGGACAUGAAGGAGAUCCUUGACAUUUGUAUUUCACAGUUGCGACUACUGCUUGGCAUUGAAACCAGUUAUCCAAACUUGGAUGUGACAUUCCAAGAACCUGACAAUACUGGUAUUGCUCUUUGGGAGCUUGAUUUCUGGUUGAGGAAGCGAGCAAUAGAGAACACUGCCCUGGCCACCAGCACCCUUAGCUCACUAUCAGACCUGCUCGGACAGAUCAGUAAUAUUGUCAUCAAUGAUGAUAUCGGAGAAGAGGUUGCAACAGCAGUGCACUCCAUUGAAAACAGCUUGGAGUUUUUGAAGGAGAAUAAACUGCGUGAUGGUUUCCUGACCUCAAGACAAGCUACCCUUGCAUCUGAGAAAGCAUUCUUUGAUGAGUCUUUACUGGAAUUGCUCUACUUUCCAGAUGAUCAGAAGUUUGCUAUCUACAUUCCACUUUUCCUGCCGAUCAGUCUCCCGGUGAUCAUGACUAUGCUGCAAGCCAUCAAAUGGAUGAGGGGAGAGAAGAAGAACAAGACUGAAUAGACAGGAAAUCUGUAGCUGGUUUCUAAGGCAUCUUGGGACUUGUAAACCCUUUUAUCAGUCUGUCAUGAGUAUUCCAAAAUGCAUCAAUAUAAAUACAGUGAAGCCUCGGCAGGACAUGUGUUUGGGUUUGUUUUGGUACCAAAUGGGUUGUUUCUAUAGAAUUUGACCUCUGUAUUAAGUCUUGACUUCUCCCUUUUGAAUGACAAAAUUUGUCAGUUUGUUGUGUAAAUGGAGAGGCUCUGCUGUACAUAUCUGUUGAACUUCCCCUUGCUUUUAGAGACUGCUUCCUUAGUGCCAUUAUUGUUCAGUUGGCUCUAUCAGCUAGCUAAAAAUUGUAUUUUGGGAUCUUGCUUAUCAGAUUUGGCCUUGGACACACAGCCAUUCAGCAUUGUAUUGUAUUGAGAAACAUUUCGAUCUUCGCUGUUUUUUGUUCGGAAAAAGACUUCAUGCAGUACUGAAAGUAGAGAAUCUUUUUUCUUGGCAACCAUGUAGAAAAUGUUAUGUUGUUAUCCUAGGGAUAUUGAUAGAAAUAGUGCAAGCAUUUAGGCACUUCGGUAUGUAUUGUAC